CAGUUCCAAUAGCUGCCACACGGCGGAGACACUUUUUGUUAUGCUUUCCUAGACCUAACCGAACUUCAGCGCUUUUAUUCUCACAACACGCUGCCUGGUCUUCAGAGAGCACGGCCGACAUCUGUCGCAGUUCUAUCACUACUAAUUUUCCAGAAAACCACCGGAGCCAUGGGGAAAGGCUGCAUCACCGCCACCAAGUACUUCCUGUUCCUGUUCAACCUCCUCUUCUUCAUUUUCGGAGCUCUGAUUUUGGGAUUCGGGCUGUGGGUUCUCCUGGACAAUCAGAGCUUCAUCGCCGUCCUGCAGGAGUCUUCCUACACGCUGAAGGUGGGGUCGUACAUCCUGAUCGCCGUGGGCUCCAUGACCAUGCUCAUGGGCUUCCUGGGCUGCGUCGGCGCCGUCUACGAGAUCCGCUGCCUGCUAGGCCUGUACUUCAUCUGCCUCCUGCUGAUCCUCGUCUCCCAGGUGACGGCCGCCGCGCUCAUCUACUUCCAGAAGGACCUGCUGAAGACUGAGAUGGCGGGCAUCGUGAACAAGAUCAUCGUGGAGUACAGCGGGGGGAACACGACCAGGGAGCUGGCCUGGGACUACAUCCAGAGAACGGUCAACUGCUGUGGGUGGAUUGACCAGGGUAACUGGACUGAGAACACCCGGAUUAAGAACAGCUCCAUGUCCCUGUACCCCUGCUCCUGCAGGAACGCCUCCCUCGCUGCAGACCCCCUCCAGGAGAGCGGGUUCUGCAACGCCCUGUCCCUCGGAUGGCCCGUCUACACCUCGGGCUGCAUGGUGAAAGUGGAAAACUGGAUCCUCAGCAACUCAGGAGUCAUCCUGGGAAUCUCCAUCGGAGUGGCCGUCAUUGAGCUGCUGGGGAUCAUUUUAGCCGUGUGCCUGUGCAAGAGUAUCCACCAGGAGGACUACACCAAAGUGCCCAAAUACUGAGGAGCCCAACUCACGUAGACACAGACACGCACACACACACACACGCACGCACGCAC
Anguilla anguilla (European eel) is the source of this 995-nucleotide messenger RNA. RefSeq names its product CD82 antigen-like. The transcript is spliced from 9 exons. Lineage: Eukaryota; Metazoa; Chordata; Actinopteri; Anguilliformes; Anguillidae. Gene Ontology annotation, cellular component: membrane. The coding region runs from base 169 to 939 and encodes 256 amino acids. The record is from RefSeq and is a predicted model, not a curated record.